This is a messenger RNA of Komagataella phaffii GS115, 939 nucleotides long. RefSeq lists its product as uncharacterized. Gene Ontology annotation, molecular function: L-ornithine transmembrane transporter activity. Bases 1 to 939 code for a protein of 312 amino acids. Gene Ontology annotation, biological process: mitochondrial L-ornithine transmembrane transport. The transcript has a single exon. The record is from RefSeq and is a predicted model, not a curated record. Lineage: Eukaryota; Fungi; Ascomycota; Pichiomycetes; Pichiales; Pichiaceae.
AUGCUGCUAGAAAGCAACUUGAACCAGGAUAAUAGCAGAAAUUCUACCAUAAGUAACCCUCUCACUCACUACGUAUGCCCCCUUCUGAAGAACGAAUCGUUUAAACAGACGUUCUCAGCUUUCAACGGAGGCCUGGCUCAGACAUUGAUAGGCCAACCAUUGGAUCUUUGUAAGGUAUUGAUACAGACGGGACAGUUCAAAUCACCAAUUGCAGCUGCCAGGAGUGUUGUUAAGAAUGAAGGAGUAUUGGGGUUGUAUAAAGGUUCUUUGGUUCCCCUGCUAGGGGUUGGGGUCAUCAAUGCUAUCAUGUUCAACUUUUGCUUCGAAGCCAGAAGACUCAUAUUAAAGCAUUCUGAAACAGGUGCUUUGACAUUAUCCCAGAUAUAUCUUUCUGGAACCAUUGCGGGUGGUCUCACGUCAUUCAUUAAUACUCCGGUAGAAGGAAUUAGGAUCCUGUUACAAGCUCAACCUCACGGAAUUAAACUGUUCAAUGGUCCUAGCCAUUGCAUAGCCCAGAUAUGGAAACAGGCAGGUUUAUCCGGUCUUUUUAGAGGGCUUGGACUUACAUUUGCCAGAGAUACUCAUGCACACGGAGUAUGGUUUCUUACUUACGAAUAUUUGAUCGAAAGAUCCUGUGGACUGAGAAAAUGUAAGAGAGAAGAUAUACCAUUAUGGGAGCUCUUAGUGUACGGAGCUAUAGCGGGUGAUUUACUAUGGCUAUCUGUUUAUCCAAUUGAUGUAGUGAAAACUAUUCGGCAGAAUGACCAAUUUGGUUUACAAGCAAAGUUUCACAAUACGAAAGAAGUUGUCAUGUACGUAUACAAGACAUCAGGAUGGAAAGGUUUUUGGUCAGGUUUAACCAGCAGUUUAUUGAGAGCAGCGCCUGUUAAUGCUGGGGUAUUUUGUACAGUAGAACUAUGUCUGAGAAAUCUUGGAUAA